GUCCAAGUGCUAAGCUUUCACUCAGAAGAAACCCUCAAAAUUUCAGACCUAUUGUAUGUAGAACUGCUCCUGCUCCUCCCUUGGCUCCAACUGGUUGGUCCUCUCAAUACAUGAAGCCCUAAUUCUUGAUUUUCUGUUCUUUCGAGAAAGUAUACCAUGGUAAGCACUCAUGAAUGGUGUUGUGUGUGUGGCUCAUGGUACGCAAGGGAGAAUUUCAUUCACCCUUAUUCUCAGUUUCUCUUCUAGGCCGUUUUCGGCUGAACAACCUGGGUCCACAACCGGGUUCUCGAAAGAGACAGAAGAGGAAAGGGAGGGGGAUCGCUGCUGGUCAAGGAAACAGUUGUGGGUUUGGAAUGCGAGGCCAGAAGUCGAGGUCUGGACCGGGAGUUAGGGCUGGCUUUGAGGGCGGUCAAAUGCCGCUCUACCGACGUAUUCCGAAACUGAGAGGAAUUGCAGGAGGCAUGCAUGCGGGUCGUCCGAAGUUUGUCCCUGUCAACUUGAAAGACAUUGAAGCUGCAGGUUUCAAAGAAGGGGAUGAAGUUUCAUUGGAGUCUUUGAAGACAAAGGGCUUGAUUAAUCCCUCUGGUAGGGAAAGAAGACUUCCUUUGAAGAUAUUGGGAGAAGGAGAACUGAGCGCCAAACUCUCCAUAAAGGCACGCGCUUUCUCUGCAUCUGCUAAAGAGAAGCUUGAGUCUGCCGGGUGCACCCUAACAGUAUUGCCUGGCAGGAAAAAGUGGGUGAAGCCAUCAGUAGCAAAGAAUAUGACUCGAGCAGACGAGUACUUUGCCAAGAAGAGGGCAGCUGCUGCUGAACAGGGAUCCGCCUAAAGAAACAAAUGCACACCCGAUUCCGUUGAACUUGUGUAAUUGGAGUGAGAAUUUCUUGUUUUGGUUCAUGUUCUAGUAGAAUUUGUCUACUUGAUGAAUAUAUGAUAGCAGAUUGGAAAGUUGUUUCCAUAUUUCUUUUUCUUUUCUUUUUCUUUUUUGUAAUUUCCUUCCCUGUCAGAAGAAUAUACCUAAGAGGAAAUUCUAUUUUGGGAAUAUGGCAAGAAUUUGCGGUGUUUGCAUUGGCAUUGGCA
Messenger RNA from Amborella trichopoda, 1078 nucleotides. RefSeq names its product ribosomal protein L15 (gene RPL15). Gene Ontology annotation, biological process: translation. Gene Ontology annotation, cellular component: ribosome; cytosolic large ribosomal subunit. The record is from RefSeq and is a predicted model, not a curated record. Gene Ontology annotation, molecular function: structural constituent of ribosome. NCBI's taxonomy places the organism in Eukaryota, Viridiplantae, Streptophyta, Magnoliopsida, Amborellales, Amborellaceae.